Messenger RNA from Daucus carota subsp. sativus, 2297 nucleotides. Its product is annotated as U-box domain-containing protein 10. Gene Ontology annotation, molecular function: protein binding; ubiquitin-protein transferase activity. The record is from RefSeq and is a predicted model, not a curated record. Gene Ontology annotation, biological process: protein ubiquitination. The coding region runs from base 118 to 2088 and encodes 656 amino acids. Lineage: Eukaryota; Viridiplantae; Streptophyta; Magnoliopsida; Apiales; Apiaceae. The transcript is spliced from 4 exons.
AAGUGGUGCGUUUGUUUUUAAGCAAUAAAAAACACUCUCAUUCUUAAACUCCCCAUGUAAUAAUAACAACUCUCAUCUCUUGUCUUCAUACUCCAAACUCCAUUCCAUCUCCAAAAAAUGGCCGGCGGUGUCACAGCCUUCUCCUCCGGCGACUCCACCUCCGCCUCUCUACAUGCAUUGAUGGGCCUCGUCCAAGACGUGGGCCGGGCCUCGUGUGGCGGCUUCAAGGGGCCAUUUAAAAAGGAUUGUUCAGACUUGGCCCGGAGGAUUGCUCUGCUCUCGCAUUUACUUGAAGAAGUUAGAGAUUUUAAAGGGGACUUGAGAGUGCUUGAUGAGUUUAGUGUGAAUUCUUCGAGUUGUUCUUGUUUGGUUGAUCUUAAAGUGGUUGUUCAAGCUAGUAAAGGAUUGCUUGUUGCUGCCGACAGCUUUGAUGCCAAGAUCUCCCAGGAAGGUGCUGCCAAGAAAAUUGCCUUUCAGUUUCAGUGCCUGACAUGGAAACUUGAGAGAGCAUUGAAAAACUUUCCGUAUGAUCAAUUAGAUAUCUCGGAGGAAGUUCAAGAACAGGUUGAUCUUGUAAGAGGGCAGUUGAGAAGAGCAACAGAAAAAUAUGGUGGCUCACUGACUCCGAGUAGAUUGUCACGUGCUUUGUCCCAGCCAUUAGAUAAAGAGAUCGAUCCAUUACAGUCAAGGAACAGGAUAAUCGGGAGCUUACACGUAGAGAGUACAGGUAGCAUCGAUCAUGAAGUUACGGAAAAGGUGGAAGUUUCUCCGAGAACAAAUUCUUCAAAAGGAUAUGGAUCAGAUCAGAUGAUUCAUAGGUUAGAAAGGAGGGGAAGCUCCUCUGCAUCUUCCGAGAUCUGUUUGUUGGACAAUGCUGAUGCUGAUGAUGGAGAGAACUCAUCCCCAAAAAACUCAGAGGAGAAUAGAAAGCCCAGUUCUCCAGUAAUUCCUGAUGAUUUUUUAUGUCCGAUUUCCCUUGAAGUGAUGAGGGACCCUGUUAUAGUGGCCACAGGACAGACAUAUGAGAGAUCCUACAUCCAGAGAUGGAUAGAUUGCGGAAACACAAAUUGUCCAAAAACUCAACAGAAACUUCAACAUCUCACUCUAACCCCAAACUACGUCUUAAGAAAUCUUAUUACUCAGUGGUGUGUAACACACAAUGUUGAACAGCCAACAGCACUAACAAGUGGUAAGGUUAAAAGAAGUGAUGGAACGUUUCGUGAUGUUAGUGGAGAGAUAGCAGCUAUCGAGUCACUUGUCCGUAAGCUCUCUAGCCGGUCUAUUGAGGAGCGUAGGGCAGCAGUGAGGGAAAUUCGUUCACUUUCCAAAAGAAGCACAGAUAACAGAAUACUAAUUGGCGAAGCAGGAGCUAUACCUAUUCUUGUGAGCUUACUGACUUCUGAUGAUGGCAUAACUCAAGAUAAUUCAAUCACUUCCAUUCUCAACCUUUCUAUAUACGAACACAACAAAGGACUUAUAAUGCUUGCUGGUGCCAUUCCUUCUAUAGUCCAAGUCCUCAGAGCCGGAAGCAUGGAAACAAAAGAAAACGCAGCAGCAACACUCUUUAGCCUGUCCCUCGCUGAUGAGAACAAAAUCAUCAUCGGUGCAUCUGGUGCAAUACCAGCAUUGGUGGAACUGCUCCACAAUGGAAGCUCUCGAGGGAAGAAAGAUGCUGCAACAGCCUUGUUUAAUUUGUGCAUUUAUCAAGGAAACAAGGGAAGGGCUGUCAGGGCCGGGAUCAUCACAGCAUUGCUGAAAAUGCUGACAGAUACAAGCAGUUGCAUGAUCGACGAAGCAUUGACUAUACUCUCUGUCCUUGUGAGUCACCAAGAGGCUAAGGCCGCCAUCAUAAAAGCUAGCACCAUACCAGCAUUGAUUGAUCUUCUGAGAACAGGCCUGCCGCGGAACAAGGAGAAUGCAGCUGCCAUUCUGCUCUCAUUGUGCAAGAGAGAUACCGAAAAUCUUGCAUCACUAAGUAGGCUUGGCGCGGUUAUUCCACUGACAGAGCUUGCGAAAUCUGGCACAGAGAGGGCCAAGAGGAAGGCUACUUCAUUGUUGGGGCAUCUAAGAAAAUCGAAACAGCUCUGACAGGUGGAAUAUUGACAAGAUAAUUAAUUAAUUAUUUAAAUUUAUUUCAUUUUAUCUGAUAAUUAAUUUUCACGUUUUUUCUACCUUUAUUCUGUGUCAUUGUGGAUUGAAAGUAUCUGAUGCUUAAAGCAUGAGAAAUAAGAACAAUGUCAUGCUUACCAAUGUACUUAUAUCAUCUAUUCUAUAUACAAGUGCAUAAAUUCUUUUGA